Didymodactylos carnosus is the source of this 1296-nucleotide messenger RNA. NCBI's taxonomy places the organism in Eukaryota, Metazoa, Rotifera, Eurotatoria, Philodinida, Philodinidae. The record is from the annotation of a GenBank genome assembly.
AUGCCAUCUUUUUCUUCUCCUUCUUCAAUUAAACAGAGUGUUUGGUUUGCCUACGAUCCACAAUGUGCAACAUAUCUUCGUGAAAAUUUAAGUAAAAUGUCACCAGGUGAUAUUUGGUGUGCAGAAUUUGAUUCAAGUAACAGUAGUAUUACUCCUCAAUUAACAUUGGAUAAAUAUCUCGGUGAUCCCGUUCGUCAAUUGACAUAUAAACAUUUUCCAACAGAAGAACCAAACAUUAAUGUUCCUGUAUACGAUAGUACAAAACCAGAAAUGAAUAAAAUUGAAUAUUUAGAAAAUUUUCUCUCAAAUCAAUGUUGGCGUAGUGCUAUUGAUUGGACAACAACCUAUUUUCAACAACAAAAACAACAACAAUCAGCAGAAUAUUAUCAUUUAUGGUUUAUACGAUUUGCUUGUCUAGUAAAAAUUCGUCAUUUUCAAACAGUUGAAACUGAAUUUGAAUCGUUUGGUAAUUUAUAUUCUCGUGCCUAUGUUAAUCAACAACACGGUGGUUCAAUUCUACCAUUUACCCUUCGUUUAUUGUAUGCUGAAAUGCCCUAUUACUCUGAUAAACCUCAUGAUUCAUUAGAUCGUUUAUUUCGUUUAUUAAUGAUGUGCAAUACAAUUAUAAGUGUAACAAAUGAUAAAAAACAAAUAAAUGAUCUAUGGUGUCAUAGACGUCUGAGAGUAUUAUAUUCAAUAUCAAAUUGUUAUGUUAUUAUGAAACGUAUUGAUUCUAUUGUUGAUAUAUUAGAGCAAAUAGCAAAAUCAGAUAAAAAAAAUCAACAUUUUAUUUAUCUAUUAAUAGCUCGUGUUUUAUUACAAUUUGGCGAUGAAAUAAAUGCCCAAAAAGCUAUGGAUGAAUCGAUUAAAUUGAACACUGAUGGUGAUGAUAAUCAAGAUUAUCAAUUACAAUUAUUGUUAACUAAAGGUCUAUUUGCAUUAUUUAGAAAUGAUUAUGAUCUAUGUAAUGAAACAUUUUUGGAUGUUUUAUUUCAAACAAUGAAUGUAAAAGAACAAACAAUAGCGACAAAUAAUAAUUGCGUAUGUUUAUUAUACAUGUCACAAAUGAAAGAAGCAUUAAGAUUAUUUGAAUUUUUAAUACAUCCACAACCGCCAAAACAAUUAGAAAAACAAACUAUUCAUGAAUCGGUUAUCUAUAAUAUAUGUACAAUUUACGAAUUAGAAUCAUUUCGAUUUUUACAAAAGAAAUGUGAAUUAUUGCAUUAUAUUCAUAAACAUGUACCAGAUGGAUUUCAAUUAUCAGCAUUAAAAUUGCAAACACAACCAACACAUUAA